GUUCUCCAUUUCAACACGCUGCGCGUUGGAGGAAGAGGAUUUGCUGCGUUUGAGCCGCUCGUGCAAUUGCUGAACUUGUCCACACCACGCGGUUUAUGAUCUCUGAAUAUCGCCUUCAGAAAGUGGAUACCCGCAAGUUUCCAAAGAGGAUCAGCUGUUUUCUCGACUAAACGCAGCCUGGUUGCUGUAUUAACGUUAAUUUAUUUACAAACUCAAAAUGGAGAAUGAUAACAAAUAUCUUCCUCAGCUGUUGGCAGAGAGAGACAGCCUGGAUGCAUCUUUCACACAUGCCAUGAAACUUUUGUCUGCAGAAAUUGAAAGAAUAGAGAAAGGCGACUCUGAAAACGAGGAGAAGUCAGCCGAAGCCUACCUGGACCUCUUCACGACCAAGAACAUCAAGCUGAAGGAGCGAGUCCUCAUACCCGUCAAACAGUACCCCAAGUUCAAUUUUGUGGGAAAGAUCCUUGGACCUCAGGGAAACACAAUAAAGCGUUUGCAGGAGGAGACGGGCGCCAAGAUUUCAGUCCUGGGGAAGGGAUCCAUGCGGGAUAAAACAAAGGAGGAGGGCCUUCGGAAGAGCGGCGAGCCCAAAUAUGCUCACCUGUCCAUGGAGCUGCACGUGUUCAUUGAGGUCUUCGCACCUGUCCCAGAGGCCUACCUGCGCAUGGCCCACGCCAUGGAGGAGGUUAAGAAGUUCCUGUUCCCGGACAUGAUGGACGAUAUUUGCCAGGAGCAGUUCAGGGAGAUGAACUACCUGAACGGCGCCCCCGAGCAGCACCCCCCUCGUGGCCGAGGAGGCCCCCCAGUCAGAGGCCGAGGGGCGCCCCACCCGCCCUCCGCCCCAUUAAGGGGUAGGGGCAUUCCACCGCGUGGAGGCGCUCCGCGCGGAGGACCCCCCAGAGGUGGUGCGGUGAGAGGUGCCCCAGCGGGUAGAGGGGGACCCCCGGCCCAACCCACCAGAGGAGCGGCUGCCACCCGCGCACACCCGCCGGCACCCGGACCCCCCCAGCGCAUGGCACCCCCGCCCCCACCUGCACAGGAGACGUAUGAUGAAUAUGCUUAUGACGAGAACUACACAGAACCGUCUUAUGAGUCAUAUGACAACUAUUACAAUCAGACACAGGCGGAGCCAGAGUAUUAUGACUACGGACACGGAGAGACGCAAGAAAGUUACGACUCAUACGCUCAGGACGACUGGAACGGAACUCACCGCACGACAACCGGAGCCAAGGCCCCUCCUGCGCGGCCAGCGAAAGGGACAUACCGGGAACCCCGCUACGCGCCGUACUGAGCCCCUAAAGAGCAAGAACAGUCUCCCCUUCCUUAACGCGUCGCCAUGACAACUGUCUCCCAGGGCAGCUCACGCUUUAAAGCAACCCCAACAAAAGUAGUGUGAGUGGAUCACUGCAAUGGAUGAAGGCAUCUGAGGAGAACCAAAAAAGGUUGAAUUCUUGGCUCAGGGAAGGCCUCUGCCAUGGUACCGCCGUAGGAGGAACACGUGCAGAAUGAACUGGAACACCAAGCCGCGUGGAUCCAGUCUAUUGUCAAAGGAAGAUGGGUAGACAUAGAGAGAAAGAGAAAGAGAGAGAGAGAGUGAUGGGCAAAUGUUAGUGGAGCAAAUGUUCCAGCAAAGUCAUAAAUAUACAUCAGGAGCUUUGAUCCAUAUUGUUUAAUGUUAAUGGAGGCGGCCUGUUUUUAUUUUUUUUUUUUUUAAAAGACUUUUCAAGGUUUUAAAUGUAUGCCUCCUAUCUCAGCAAGGUCCAGUUAGCUGAUGUUUGACUGUUUUGAAUCCAGAGGUAUUAAUAUUCUUUAAAAAACAUGUUGCUCUUAACUGUUCUUGGGAUUGCAGCCAACAAUAAAGGUACUCAAGGUUUUUUACAUCCUG
Messenger RNA from Sardina pilchardus (European sardine), 1885 nucleotides. It is a transcript of the gene khdrbs1b, whose product is annotated as KH domain containing, RNA binding, signal transduction associated 1b. Gene Ontology annotation, cellular component: nucleus. Gene Ontology annotation, molecular function: poly(A) binding; mRNA binding. Gene Ontology annotation, biological process: regulation of alternative mRNA splicing, via spliceosome. The transcript has 12 exons. Bases 218 to 1291 code for a protein of 357 amino acids. The record is from RefSeq and is a predicted model, not a curated record. NCBI's taxonomy places the organism in Eukaryota, Metazoa, Chordata, Actinopteri, Clupeiformes, Clupeidae.